CUUAAAAGCAAUGCUGUAGUUUCCUGGUGAGUGAUCUGACCUUGUUAGUGUGUGUAGUGUUCUAUAAAGAGGUAAUCGAUUGGCACCGUGUGUCAAAAAACAAAUUACGCUCACGUCUAGUAAAUCCAAUUUGUGGAUUUCAUUUACCGUUGAGAUGUUUCGAAGACUUUCUUUCACUCAGCUUUUAAUAGCAACGGUAGUUGGAGUUUCUGGCGGAGUUUAUAUAUACAAACCAAUUUUUGAACAAUACCGUUGGGAUCAGAAACAUUUAAAGACUGAAGUUCAAGCUGCUAAAGUUCUGGAAGAGAAGAAUGAAUAAUGCUACCUUUACCUUGUAAACGAAUCUUUCAAAUUUGUUUCACAUUGCAUGUCUAUAGAAUAUUUUUUUUUUAUGUAAUAUUUUAAAAACUCACCAAAUAUAUUGUUGUUACACAUGUGCAAUUAAAGGUUAGUUACCUACAA
Messenger RNA from Bombina bombina (fire-bellied toad), 462 nucleotides. RefSeq names its product PIGB opposite strand 1 (gene PIGBOS1). The record is from RefSeq and is a predicted model, not a curated record. Lineage: Eukaryota; Metazoa; Chordata; Amphibia; Anura; Bombinatoridae. Bases 155 to 319 code for a protein of 54 amino acids. The transcript has 2 exons.